Prunus armeniaca (apricot) is the source of this 201-nucleotide messenger RNA. Lineage: Eukaryota; Viridiplantae; Streptophyta; Magnoliopsida; Rosales; Rosaceae. The record is from the annotation of a GenBank genome assembly.
AUGACUGAGUUGGCAAGCCCAAACAGGGUACGUAGCUUCCCUGAUAAAGCCGAUGGCUUUGAGCUUGUCAACUUCGGCACGCAUCGCCUCGUACCGUUCGGCAUCGUACGAUCGGCGCUUUUGCCUGACUGGUUUGUGGGCGGGGAGAUGCUGAGCUUGUGGCUGAUGACAUCGGGUGAUAUGCCGGGCAUGUCUUCAUAA